UGACGUACUAUUUAUUGAGAAUUACGUGGGCCCGCACGAGAGCCCAUCCAGGCAUCCACCUCCAUCCCAACUCUCCCAUUUCUUAUAUUUGCUUUUCCUGCGUCUCCGAUUCUCGCUCGUCCCCUCCAUCAACGAGUUAGUCUUGAGUCAUGGCCGAGAUUGAGCUGAAAACAGCACCUGCUGAUUUUCGAUUUCCCACAACAAAUCAAACUAGGCACUGUUUCACGCGAUACAUUGAGUUUCAUAGGUGCGUUGCAGCAAGGGGUGAAGAAUCUAAUGAGUGUGAGAAAUUUGCCAAAUAUUACCGCUCCCUCUGCCCCGGUGAAUGGGUGAGUACAUUGAUUGAGAAGUGGGAGGAGCAGAGGGCGGAAGGAACUUUCCCAGGUCCUCUAUAAUUCAACGUGAGAAUCUCUGGCAUGAUCUUUCUUUGUCAUGGAAGUUGCAUGGUUUCAUUGUUGGAUCGUUGUGAAUCAAUAAGUGACCUGUGUGUUCAGAUUUCUUUAAUUUUAUUUAAAUCACCAUAUUGUUUGUUUUAAUUGAAGGUUCGUUGUUGCCAAAAAUGGUUCUGUGUAUACUCACCCUUCCAGGGUUCCCCCCGCCCCCCAAAAAAAAAAGUGUUUCUUACUACA
This is a messenger RNA of Malus domestica (apple), 629 nucleotides long. The record is from RefSeq and is a predicted model, not a curated record. Lineage: Eukaryota; Viridiplantae; Streptophyta; Magnoliopsida; Rosales; Rosaceae.